Molecule: messenger RNA, 414 nt
Organism: Prunus armeniaca (apricot)
Lineage: Eukaryota; Viridiplantae; Streptophyta; Magnoliopsida; Rosales; Rosaceae
Source: the annotation of a GenBank genome assembly
AUGGAUGAAGAUAAGGUGCGAGCCAUUUGGGAGUGGCCUACCCUGAAAACAGCUAGUGAUGUGAGGAAUUUCUAUGGCCAUGCAACCUUUUACAGGCGCUUUGUUCACCACUUCAAUACCCUGACCGCACCAAUUACUGACUACCUGAAGCGUGGAAAAUUUAAUUGGGGUGAAGAGCAAGACCACAGCUCUACCCUUAUUAAAGAAAAGUUGAGCACAACACCGGUUCUUGCCCUUUCCAACUUUAAGAAGAUAUUUGAGUUCGAAUGUGAUGCGAGUGGAGUGGGUGUAGAAGCUGUUUUGUCUCAAGAGAGUAGACCGAUUGCAUUUAUCUCAGAAAAACAGAGUGAAGCAUGCCAAAAAUGGAGAACUUAUUACCAGGAGUUCUAUGCAGUGGUACGAGCCCUGAAGUAG